Molecule: messenger RNA, 3619 nt
Organism: Maniola jurtina (meadow brown)
Lineage: Eukaryota; Metazoa; Arthropoda; Insecta; Lepidoptera; Nymphalidae
Exons: 5
Coding region: 201-3476 (1091 amino acids)
Biological process (GO): cleavage in ITS2 between 5.8S rRNA and LSU-rRNA of tricistronic rRNA transcript (SSU-rRNA, 5.8S rRNA, LSU-rRNA)
Cellular component (GO): nucleus
Molecular function (GO): polynucleotide 5'-hydroxyl-kinase activity
Source: RefSeq, a predicted model, not a curated record
GACAGUGACACUUUUGCUGCUUUUGUGUUGAUUUAUUUUGGCACGGCAAAAAGCAUUGGCCGGAGCCCGGAAUUUUAUAUUUCAUUUAAUAUAUAGUGGUAUUUCAGUGAAUUACAUGAAUAUUAUUAAUUGCUAUCUAUUGUAAGCUACAUGUAAUCCUAUUCUAUCAUUCGCUUUUCCAAACUUCAUAUAAACAGUGAAUGAAAAUGGAGUCUUUCGAAAGAGCGCACGUUGCGAUAAACAAGCCUUCAAAAAGCAGUAAGCUGUCAGAGAAUAAGAAGAAACGGUUAAAGCAAAUAUUAUUCGGAUAUAGAGCGAAUGAUAAUAAUCUUAUUCAAAGGUCUAUGGAGUUGGAAAAUGAUGACGAGGACUCUACAUCUGUAAGUGGUUAUUCCGACCUGAACCUUACUAAUUCUAGCUAUGAAGAUGAGAAUGCGGCAUUUAUUAUGAAAGAAGACUCAACUAGUAGAGUCGACAGUAAAGAUAUCAUUCCUAGUUUUGAAGAGAAAAUAUAUGAAGAUUCCACUUCUGAAUGUAGCGAAAGUUACAAAAGUAGUGAUGUUUCUUAUGAAAGCGCUCGGUCCGAUGAUAGUUACGACAAUGAAAGUAAUGAAGAUAAAUCAUGUUUUAGUGACGAGUCGAUUACUGAAGGUAAUUCAAGCAUUGGUAGUUCAGAAAGAAUUGAUUUUGAGCCUAAAGAUUGCAUAGAUGAAACAGUUUUAGAAUCUGGUACUGAUACAGAAACAUCAAUAGUGAUGAGUGGCCUUAAUUUGUCAGAGUCAGAUAUUUCAGAGUUUGAUGCUGAUAGACAGCUAGCAGCUAAGAUUCAAGAACAGUUGCAGUUAAGAAAUAAUAGGCAGAAGCAUAAAGAUAAAUAUACUAUAUUGUUAGAUGAAAAUGAUGUAGCAAACCAUUCAAUGACCAAAGAAAGGUGUAAUAAUGUACGAGCAGCAAAUAUGCUUUCUGUAAAUAAAACAGAGUCAUCAAAACAACUAAAAAAGAAAAAGCAAAAUAAAGCUAACCAUGAUGUUGUGAAAGGGCCUAUAACUGAAGAAAAAUGUAGUACUGAACAAAUUAAAAAAAUGCUUCCAAUGACUAAAGAGGAAUCAACAAGAAUAAGACACAAUAAGCAAAAUCAUAAAGAUAAAAACACUAUAUUACUAGAUUCAAAUGAAACACCGAAAGGUCCAAUAACUAAGGAAAGAUGCAGUAUUAUACAAGCAGAAAAGUUAUUUCAAAUAAAUAAAGAAGAAUCAACAAGGAUUAAAAAAAAUAAGCAAAAGCAUAAAGACAAGUACACAAUAUUAUUAGAUGCAGAGCAGAAAUAUACACAGGGACAAAAUACGACACUAGAUGAUAAAAAUACUUUAAAUCCAAUAAACAUUGAAAUGAGUGAAGAUGAUACAUCAAUAAAUAGUGAUGAAUUAAAUGAUGAUGAGCUUAAUGAAGAUUCUAUAACUAUGUCACCACCCUAUGUCUCUAUAACAGCUUCAGAUAUGUCAACUCAAAAACUAGAUGAUAUUAUUGGAGAAUACAAACAUUCAACAAUAAAGAAUUUACCAUCGGAAACAAGUGCUGUGUUUUCAACUAAUAACUCUGGCUUUUUUGUUGAAGAAGAUAUGAAUAUUGAUGUUCAGAUAGAGGAUGAUGUUAGUAGUCUUAUACCAGAGUUAGAUGAUAUACCAAGCCUUGAAGAAAUUGAUGAAGAAUUAAUGAACCUUGAUACAACAGCAGAAAGUACAACUAGGACUAUGAAUAAAAGCACUAUCGAACCAAAAACAAGCAUAGCUGACCAAUGGACAGAUUAUGAUCAAGUCGCAGAAACUUUCAAAGUUUACUAUGGCACAAAGUGUUGCAUAAUUACACUAAAACAUCCAAGCGAAUUAUUUAUUCAAGGAAAAGUUAAAAUCAGAUCUUUAGGUGGUACCAAUGAAUUAUUUGGUUGUACAUUGAAUAAAAAAAAUUGUAAUAUCUAUGCUCCAUAUUACAAUUUUGCUCAAGGGAUUAAAACUGUUGAAAAUCCAAACAAUUACUAUGGUUUAUUUGGCAAAUUGACUGCAGCAGGCCUUUCUGUCUCCGAGGCAGAAGAUAUAGUAAUAAAUAUAGGGGCAAAUGAUGGAGUCCUACUUUUACAAAAGCUUGAGUGUAGAGUGAUGGAUUUUAUAGAGAACAACUUUAGAGUAACAAAUAUGUUUAAGUGGAAUAAGACUGUUGAACCAUAUUUUAGCAAGGCCUCAGAUAUCUUGAACUGUUCACUCUUUUCAUCGAGGCCAUACAAAAGUUUUGAUGAACAUCCUAGUUGGAAGGAAGCGAAUGAACUAGCUAUGAUCAAACAAAGCCGAGGCAUAGUCUGCGGCGGUAAAGGCGUGGGCAAGUCAACCUACGUGAGAUACCAAGUCAAUAAGCUGCUAGCCAAUGGUCCAGUACUGGUGGUGGACUUGGACCCAGGGCAGAGCUUGUUCACAGUGGCCGGGAAUGUGUCUGCUACUGUGGUUACAGCACCUUUAUUUGGACCUAGCUUCACUCACUUGAGGAAACCCGAAUUAAUGCUCAACAUAGGUCUGAUCAACACAAUGGACAAUGUAAAACGAUAUGCUGCAGCUGUACAAACCCUAAUAACUUACUGCCAGAACAACAAAGCCUUUACCAACAUGCCAUGGAUUGUUAACACUAUGGGAAUGACCAUUUCCUUGGGCCUCAAGUUUAUAACUUUAAUAAUAACUCUAUUACAACCGACAUAUGUACUUCAAUAUGAAUCCGAACUGCCCAAUCAACGUUUUCGGACAUUACUAACACCAACUAGUACCAAAGAUUUGUUUGAAGAUUAUAAAAAUGAUCACUUGUUCGAAAAUGUGACUUUUCCUGAAGAUCUGGAUUACUCGUUUGUGGUAGCACAUGACACAGAUAGUCCUCAUAUGGCUAAAAGUAAAACCUUCACUUUGAAGCCUAAGGAUGAGAGAUAUUUGAGCUUCUUGGCAUAUUUCGGCCUGUUAUUAUUAAGCAGUCGUCAGGAAAGCUUGUUCACACCAUAUGAGGUCAGCCUCAAAGACUUGCGCGUCGCAACGAACGUGAUCAUAAAGAAGGAACACAUUACGAAGGUGCUCAAUGGAAAAUUGGUGGCACUGUGUCAACAGUCGGGCGAGACACGGAGCGAUAGCGGCGUGUUUACUUUGACCGAUAAACCACUACCGUGCCGCGGCCAUGGAUUGAUUCGAGGGAUCGACUGGGACAAGGAGGUGUUGUAUGUGAUAACUCCAGUUCCAGGGGAGGCCCUGGAAGGAGUGGACACCUUGUUAUAUGCAGACUGGACGCCCGAGCUGGUGUGGCACGAGAGAAGCCUGCCCGUGGGCACGGCUCUCCCGUACCGCACAGGCGCAGGGGAACAACACAAAGAACUCAUGUCCACUCCUCGCAGACGGUACACCAACCCUCUUCAGCUACUCGUCAAGAUGACAACAGGAGCAGCUCCUAAUUGAAAGCUCAGUUGAUUAGUUAAUAAAUUUGUAAUUGGAAUAGAUCCAAAAUAUCUUAAAUUAUAAAAGGAAAUCUAAUUUAUGUUAAUUUCAUGUAUAUUUCAAGAUAAUUUUGUACUUACGAUACUAAUAAAACAUAACAUAGA